AUGUGGUUUGACAGGUGGGUGGUAGGGACGCAGCUGCUGGCCAAGGUGCGCGGCUGGAAGUGCCACUGGCCGGUGGUGGUGUGGAGCGCUCGGCUGUGCCUGCGCAAGGACAUGGGCCAGCUGCUGGAGUCCCACAAACAUGAGCGGGUGCUGGUGCGGUUCUACGGCGAGCGCAGCAUGAUGUGGGUGCGGCAGGAGGAUCUGCGCAAGGACAGCCUGGACGACGGCCAUGUGGCCGACAUGCAGGACUGGGAGCGCCUGCACCGCAAGCCUGGGCUGGUGCAGUCGGUGUUGGAGGAGCUGGAGGGUGCCUGUGGCGAGCCGGCGGCCGAGCAGCCAUGCCUGACGCCGACCGACCUACCAGACGGCGCCUGGGACUGCCCCUGCUGCGGCCAGGCCAACACCUGCCUGGGGGAUGAAGCGGAGGUUGACACAGAGGAGAAGGUGGAGCGCAUGGGGCUGACGCCUGACUGGAUCAUCCAGGCGGCGUCUUUUGUGGUGUUUCGGCUGCCGCGGCCGACGCCGGAGCAGCCGUUCAUAGCAGGCCUGCUGGAUCCAUGCACCAACUCCAUGGUGGCGCCCAACAUCCCCGCCCAAGUCCUCUAUGACAAAAAGAUGAACGGGCUGCUGAUGAGCAACAGCUGGGCGGGGUUCCAUGUGCUGCUCAACCCCGACUACUCGGCCGCCACUCAGUGGCGCUUCGUCAAUCGCGCCAUCGACGAGGUGCCGGCGGUGCUGCUGGUGUGCCGCAACAGCACGGACACGGCGUACUUCCAGCGCCUGCGGCCCUACCCGCGCGUCAUGCUGCGCCGCGGCAAUGCCCGUUUCAAAGAUUAUGACAAGACGCCCAUUGGCUUCGGCGUCGCCGUCUUCUGCAUCGCCAAAGCCCCCGCCACGGAGCUGUACGAGCGGUUCUUUGACGGCUUUGCGGCGAUGGGCGAGCCCAACAUCCCCAUAGACAAGGCGCUGAUGCAGAGCACUGCAUUCUUGGAGCUGCUGGGCCGCCUCAAGCGCCACUCCGAGGAGCACCAGCGAGACCACUGGAUCCAGUGCAGCCUGUGCGUCCAGUGGCGCAUCAUCGCCUAUGAGACCCUGCUGCAAGUUCGCAGCGACGCCUCGUGGACCUGUGCGCAGCUCAGCAAGCGCGAGCUGGCCGGCACCCGGGGCUAUGCCACCAUCGGCUCCUCUGAGUCAGCGACGCCGGGCCAACCCAGUGACGGCCCAUGUGCCGGGACGGCUGCGCACGAAGACCAGCCGGCAGAGGACGCGUGCACUGCUGUAGAGGCACCUGGCAGCCUGGAGGCCUGCGCCAGCACCAGCAUGGAUGCUGCGGAAGAAUCGCUGCAGCAGGACUCGCAGGAGAGCGACACUUGCCACCUGCAGAGCUGCCAAGUCAGAGCGCCAGUGCAGCAGAUGCAGCCAGCACAAGCGCAUGCUCCGCAGCAGCAGGAAGCUCCCGUGCAGCUGGCGCAGCAGCACGCGGCGGCUGGGCCGCAGAAUGAGUUUUUGCAGGCUGCAUUACAGCGGCUGCCGCCUUCUCAGAUCCUGUCCACAGGUGGCCUCGAGUCUGCCGGCGAUGAAGAGUGCCAGGUAGACGCCACAGCAAUUCCUUGA
Messenger RNA from Coccomyxa subellipsoidea C-169, 1614 nucleotides. RefSeq lists its product as hypothetical. The record is from RefSeq and is a predicted model, not a curated record. Gene Ontology annotation, molecular function: zinc ion binding. NCBI's taxonomy places the organism in Eukaryota, Viridiplantae, Chlorophyta, Trebouxiophyceae, Coccomyxaceae. The transcript is spliced from 13 exons. Bases 1 to 1614 code for a protein of 537 amino acids.